AUGACCGCGCUCCAUUUGGCGCCGCUCUUUCUCUCGUAUCUACACAGUGACGCCAUUACCGCAUGUUGCUAUUCCUCAUUGAGACCUCCGCGCUGUCUCCUGUUGAAAUGGCGGCCUUGUUAUGCAGCACAGGCGUUUCCACCAUUGGCAGGGUCAAUAAAUGAAGACGUCUGUCUGAACUGUGGGUUCUGGGGUCUCGCCGACAUGCGACUCGGUCGAUCUGGUUCAGAUCUUAGACAAGAGGAGAGACACGAACGAGACGAGACGGAGAGACAGAGUCAAAAUGGAAACAUGACCAUCCUUCCAUCGUCAUCAACCGCGGCUACUUGA
Messenger RNA from Colletotrichum orchidophilum, 330 nucleotides. RefSeq lists its product as uncharacterized. The record is from RefSeq and is a predicted model, not a curated record. NCBI's taxonomy places the organism in Eukaryota, Fungi, Ascomycota, Sordariomycetes, Glomerellales, Glomerellaceae. The coding region runs from base 1 to 330 and encodes 109 amino acids. The transcript is spliced from 2 exons.